AUGUCUGAUGCUUUUACUAAUCUCUUCAAAAAGAAGACACUCACCAAGGAAGAUGUCGAAGAGGCCAUGCAAAAAGUUAGAGUUGCCUUGUUGGAUGCUGAUGUUGCUGAAUCUGAAAAUAAGGGAAUACUGUCACGUAUUGCAAAAUGGGUUGGUCCGAAUCAAAAAGCUGAAGAAUUACCAAAAUCUGCUACUGUUUACUUGAUGGUGAUGGAUAGACUUUCAGAAUUGUUGGGUGGAGGUGUUGCUCCUUUGGAAUUAAUUCCAUCCACUGAAGGUAAAUCAGUUAUCAUGGUGACAGGUAUUCAAGGUUCUGGUAAAACCACAUCGAGUGCCAAGUUGGCUUUACAAUUAAAGAGAAAGGAAAAUAGAAGAGUCUUGUUGGUAUCACUUGAUACUUACAGACCUGCAGCUCAAAUGCAGCUUCAAACAUUGGCUCAACAAAUUCAAGUCGAAUCACUUCCAAUUAUUCCAGAACAAAAUCCAAUUGAAAUUGCAAAGAGAGCUAUGGAAUAUGUGGGUCCAAAUGGUGAACAAUUUGAUACUGUAAUUUUCGAUACAGCUGGUAGAAUGCACAUUGACGAACAACUCAUGACAGAAUUGGAAGAAUUAAGAGCUAUUGUUCAACCAAAUGAAACCUUGUUGGUUGCAGACUCUAUGCUUGGUAACGACGCUGUGAAUAUUGCUACUCAAUUCCACGAUCGUGUUGGUUUAUCUGGUAUUGUUUUGACAAGAAUGGAUGGUACUAGCAGUGGUGGUUGUGCUAUCAGUAUGAAACAAGUUGUUGGUUUGAGUGUUAAAUAUAUUGGUAUUGGUGAAAGGAUGGAUGAUUUGGAAACUUUUGAUCCCCAAAGUUUGGCUAAGAGAAUUUUGGGUGGAGGUGACAUUAUGACUCUCGCUCAAAAAGCUAAGGAUGCCAUGAAUUUGGAUGCUGCUCAAGCUCAACAAAAACUUGUUCAAUUCAGUAAGGGUGCAUACACAUUCAAGGAUUAUCAAGAUCAAAUUCAAAUGCUUAAAAAGAUGGGAUCUCUGAAAAAUAUGGCCAGUUACCUUCCAGAACAAUUUAUUGGUAAAUUCAGAGAUAAAUUGGAUAAUAUGGACUUGUCAUUCAUUGAUAAUCACGAACAUAUCAUUAGUUGCAUGUCUGAACAAGAAAAAUUGCAACCUCUCUUGGUUGAAUCAUCGAGUGCCAGAAGAUUGGACUUGGCUAAGAGAGCUAAGGUUGAAGUUACCGAUGUAAACAAGAUGCUCAAGAUGUACGAAAAGAUGAAAUCAUUCAUCAGUAAGGCUGGUUCAGCAGCCAUGAAGGAUCCAAAGAAAAUGAGUGAACAAAUGAUGAAAGAUCCAAUGUUCUUUGCCAACAUGUUCCCAAUGAAAGUGAAGAAACAAUUGAUAAGGCCACCAAAGAGAUAA
Molecule: messenger RNA, 1413 nt
Organism: Naegleria gruberi
Lineage: Eukaryota; Heterolobosea; Eutetramitea; Acrasida; Naegleriidae
Exons: 2
Coding region: 1-1413 (470 amino acids)
Biological process (GO): SRP-dependent cotranslational protein targeting to membrane
Cellular component (GO): signal recognition particle
Molecular function (GO): GTPase activity; 7S RNA binding; ATP hydrolysis activity
Source: RefSeq, a predicted model, not a curated record